GUUCUGGUAAAAAGAAACCAGUCAGCGACCGUUCGUGGCACGAAGGGCAGCAGCAGCCAGGCAGCAAGCAGCAACCAGCACCUCUUCAGAUCAUCCAGCAUUAACAAAGCCCAGUGUACCUUCUCUCUGCCUGCCUUGCGCUCAUCAAUGUGUUUCGUGACAAAUAGCGAGUGUUCGGAAUGAAAAAUGUGCGCGUGCUAAUUAGACUUAAGCCAAGAUGGAUACCAUUAAGACACGGAUAAGAAAACAUGGUUAACUAAAGAGAUGAAUCAACCACCGGCUGGGCUUUUGGAGCGGCUGUCUCCGCGGCCCGUGUGCCCUUUGGUCCGCCUGGGCCGGUCGACACCCCUAUCUGAUCAACCGGCGGGCUCCACGGACGAUAUUUAUACUGCCGAGCUGUACACUUACGAAACGGGGAGAUACAAGCAGCAAUCAUUAGACUAUCAGGAAAAAUCGGAGCACUCUCUCAUAAGCCAGCGAUUUUAUCAGCAGCAUUCUUAUUUACAAACCGAGGGUCCGUGCUCCAGUCAAUCACCUCGCGCUACGAAUUACCAGAAGCAAAAUUCUUUGGACUUAUCGUCGCUAUCAUUGGGAACGAGUUAUUGGGAUCAUGAAAACUAUAGCAAAAUAGAGACCAGCCAGUCGGACUCGAGCCACGAGUACUUCAACAUGACCCCGAAGCUGCACCACAGCGAGACCAAUUACCUGCUGGAUAACUUCACGAAGUUGGGCAAGAACAGCCCGAACCUGGACCAAGGAUACCACACGCUGGUCUCCCCGAGCCCGGGGUCGACCACCCCAAAUCUGUGGACGGACGGUCACAUCUACAAGGGGAAACGCUACCAAAUGAAGAACAACUCCUUCGAUCGGCUGAGCGACGAGCUAGUGAUUAGAAUAUUCUCGUUCCUGCCCAGCUCCGACCUAAGUGUGUGCGCGAGGGUAUGUCGCAGGUUCGACAACUUGGCUUGGAAGCCUUGCCUGUGGCGAACGAUCCUUUUAUCUGGGGAAUCUUUGAGUGGAGAUAAGGCGAUCCGAGGCGUCCUGAGACAGUUGUGCGGACAAGGGACGACGGGGGCAUGUCCGGGCGUGGAAAAAGUGCACUUAAUCGACGGUGCUAAGAUCACCGAUAAAGGACUUUUGCUCUUGGCGAGGAGAUGCCCUGAGCUAACGCAUCUGCAGAUUCAAGGAUGCCCGGCCGUCUCAAACAACGCCAUUUACGAAAUCGUCACCCGCUGCUCCAAUCUCCAACAUUUAGAUAUUACCGGCUGUGUUCAAUUGUCUUGCCUGACGCCCAUCUCCGGGCCCGACCCGCCGAAAAGGCUGCAACUCCAAUACCUGGACUUCACAGACUGCCCUUCGCUGCAGGACAAUGGCUUAAGAAUAAUAGUUCGGAACUGUCCCCAACUCGCCUAUUUGUAUUUACGCCGAUGCAUUCAAAUAACAGAUGCAGGAUUGAAGUUCGUGCCAAGUUUCUGUUCGGGCCUCCGGGAGUUGAGUGUGAGUGACUGUUCUAACAUCACAGACUUUGGCCUAUACGAACUUGCUAAGUUGGGGGCAAUACUGCGGUAUUUGUCAGUGGCGAAAUGCGAUCAAGUGAGCGACGCCGGUCUCAAAGUUGUCGCGCGCAGAUGUUACAAACUUAGAUACUUAAACGCGCGGGGAUGCGAGGCAGUCUCUGACGAUGCCAUCACCGUCCUCGCCAGAUCCUGCACCCGUCUUCGGGCCUUGGACAUCGGCAAGUGUGACGUCAGCGACGCAGGUCUUCGCGCCCUCGCUGAAAGCUGUCCGAACUUGAAAAAGCUGAGCUUGCGAAACUGUGAUUUAGUUACUGAUAGGGGUGUGCAAUGCAUCGCGUAUUACUGCAGAGGUUUACAGCAGUUAAAUAUCCAGGACUGCCAGAUAUCCUUGGAAGGAUACAGGGCCGUCAAGAAGUACUGCAAGCGCUGCGUCAUUGAGCACACCAAUCCUGGUUUCUUCUAGUUAACUUCAAUACUCUAUUCAAAACGAAAGUAUUUAUUUUCCUAUUGUAUAUAACUGUAAAUUUUUUCCUAUUUUUGUACGUAAUAAAUAUUAUCAAUUACAUGACCCAAAAUUGUAUGAAACAAGAAGACUUUCCAUUAGAUAACAACCAAUUUUAAAUAGCAAUUCGUAUAAGUUGGAAAUUCUCACUUUCAAUGGUUUUUGCCAAUAGUUACUGGUCACCCAUCCAAAUGCUACCCGUCACGGAGUUUGCUUUACCUUCCUAAGAAAUAACAUAUGUCACCCAAUAAAUUAUUAUUUGAUCUAACUUAUAUCCAACAUCAAACUAUAAUUUAUUUAAAUCCAA
Messenger RNA from Nicrophorus vespilloides, 2326 nucleotides. It is a transcript of the gene Fbxl7, whose product is annotated as F-box/LRR-repeat protein 7. The record is from RefSeq and is a predicted model, not a curated record. Gene Ontology annotation, molecular function: protein binding. Gene Ontology annotation, biological process: SCF-dependent proteasomal ubiquitin-dependent protein catabolic process. Lineage: Eukaryota; Metazoa; Arthropoda; Insecta; Coleoptera; Silphidae. The transcript has 4 exons. Gene Ontology annotation, cellular component: SCF ubiquitin ligase complex. The coding region runs from base 265 to 1980 and encodes 571 amino acids.